UGAGUUUGGCCAGCGAGACCAAAGCACAAACUUUAGGGUUCCUGUUCUUCUUCCACACUGAAUCGAAAAGGCUUCUCUUUCGAUCUCUGUAAACCAGCUAUGGAGCUUCGAGAUUUUCAAUCCACGUGAUGAUUUCCUUUGUAGAUCAUCAAUCUUGACGUUUUGCCUUCUCUUCUAUUAACGGAAACAGUUCCUUCUCUAUCACUCGGAAUGUUCGCAGGAGAUGGCGAAGAGGUUCGGUCGGUAAGAUCAGCUCCACAGGGACCUUCACGACGCUCUCGCAACCACCAAAUGUCAGAUGAGUUCCAAAGCGCUGUUCAAUCUAGCUACGACAAUGAUUUGAAAGACGAAACUCGAGACAAGCAUCGUGAGUUUACUUUCGCUAUGGAGACUCAGGUUGUGAAGAUAGGGAAGUCUCACAAAGAAGCUAGAAAAGGAACUCCGAGAUGGGUUCGUUUGGACGAAGAUGAUCAAGAUGAUCGUAAUGAGCUUACCCUUUUCUUGGCUGGACCAUCUGACUCUGAAAGGAAACAAAUUUCCACAAAUGGUGUGAAAGUAAAUCAGCUUCAAGAAGAAGUGCUACUGAUGAUUUCGGUGCUUGGAUUGCGGUUUCUGAUGAUGGGGUACUCCACAAAGCUUUGGCGAGCCAUUUGUCUGACCUCCAAGAAAAGUUCUCAGCUUCUCUGGCGUCUUGAACUAUAUGGAAAGCCUUAGAUCGUCAAGGAGACUCUGAUGCUGCAUUGUUACUUAUCCAAACUAACCAAGCAAGAUCUUCCAACGUAAGAUCAUUCACUCAUUUUGUUUUCAACCAUAUAUAAGCGACCACUGGAUAUUCCAUUUCAGUUAGAGGCCGGAAAAGAAGACUAGGAAGAGGUACAGCUUCUUCAGUGAGACCCCUUCGGUGAGCUUGCACGUUACCAUGGAAACAAAGCAUUUGGAUCAUGCUUGGUGCCACUGGAGUAUUGUCUUAUUUACAUUAAGUUAAGAAAAUAUGGGACCUUAGGCUUGCAAGAGAAGGAUCUCAGGCAGACAGUACUCACGUUACAACUGCAGUAAGUAAUGUUAGUGAAGGCUAUGUUACCAGGAAGCUUCAUGCUUUAGUUUUGUAAUAAGGUUUAGGAAGAUGAGUGAUUGAUUGUGUUAUGUAUGCUAUUCCUUUGCUUAUAGAGACAAAUAGGAGAAAGUGGCUUCAAGAUAACCUAGAAACAAGAAGAAAAAGAUAAGAUAAUCUGAGAAAAUGGGUCCGCAUCUGGAAGGACCAAAUAUAUUUCUCCUUAUUUUGGGUUUGGUUCUGAACAGUUUAGUGAUGUUCUGUCAUGGUGGCAGAACAAGUAGUUAUGUCAGGAGGUUAGAGGCAACGGUUGAUAUGCCGCGCUAUAGUGAUGUUUUUCGUGUUCCUCCUGGUUUCAAUGCACCGCAACAUGUACGUAUACACCUUUUCUUUCUAUAAUCGACAACCUCUUCUGAGUUUUGUUCCCCAAAAUAAUUAUAAUGAUUAAGUAUUAGUUUUUUUUGUUCUUUUUUGGUUAGGGUGCUGGUACAUCAAUUUAAUUUUUCGGUGGGUGUUAGAUUUUCUCUUUUUAAGUUUAACAUUAGAAGAGCCGGCCAUCCUGAAAUUUUAGAGAUUACAGUAAUUUAACUCUUGAAACCUAGGGGUUCAAAAUCUUAUUUAACUAUGCUAGAACCGGCUCUGAAUAUUAGGUGUGACGUUUUAUCUUUUUAAUAUUUGUUUCUUGAGCUACUUGGGUUAACUGUGUCAGUAGUUUUAUUGGUAUGUAUUCAGUUAGGUUUGUUAAGGUGUACAUAUUUUAGAUGAUGAAACGUUCCAAAAAGAAAAUGAUGAAUCGUUCAAUAUUUCUAUUUCAUAUUUAUCUAUGUGAAGCUAUGCAGCUCCUGGAUACGUGCAGACAGACCAUCUUCUGUUAAAGAGGGAUCUCUACGGUUUUGUUGUUGUGCUCAGCCAGAUCAUAACCCGACGUGGCGACGCCCGAACCAAUGAGAGAAGCAAACCUCACACUGAACCAAUGAUGGCUCCACAAUAACUAAGCAGCUGCAAGAGUAUGUAGUUUGGGUAGACUUGCUGAUCUUUGUUUAAAAAAAACGAUAACGAUUGGCCCAAGUUGAAGAUUGUAGCGAAAACUUGAUGAAGAUUAUCGAAGAAUCUGAGAGGGAGGAGGAGUUAGUGUUGGAGUACAAUUUUUCGUUUUCAAGUUUUUUUUGUUGUUCAAGUUUCAUACUAUAUAUAUAUAUCAAUUUAAGUCAAUUUAGUAUUUCGUGCAAAUAUUUGGUCUGAGGUCUGACAAAUAUAUCAAUGACGCUAUCACUUAAUAUAAUA
Molecule: messenger RNA, 2335 nt
Organism: Brassica oleracea var. oleracea
Lineage: Eukaryota; Viridiplantae; Streptophyta; Magnoliopsida; Brassicales; Brassicaceae
Exons: 4
Coding region: 211-714 (167 amino acids)
Source: RefSeq, a predicted model, not a curated record